UUCCUCUUCACAACCACUUAAUUGAGAAUUUGCAAUGCAGCAGCUCUCACUCUCCUUCCUCCUCCGGGCUGCCACUGGACUGGCCUCCCACAAGCUUCCUACCCAGACUCAACUCUCCAAGAUCAUCACCGCCAUCCUAGACUCACCCAUCUUCUCUAGCACUGGUACUAGUGGCAGUGAUCAACAACAGCCAGAGUUGCUCAGCUCGAUCGCUGAGUUCUUGGUGCUCUUUAGAAACCUGACCAACAGCAAGAAUAGAGACAAUCAACUCCAACGAUUGCUCAGUGCACUCCUGCUCAACAAACAACAACCUCAGCUCAAACUACCCUCACUCCCACCUAGCCUAGCACUCCCACCAUCCACCUCUCCAACAGUUUUCUUCAGAAAGUUACUCCUGAUCACUACAGAGAUACCACAGGAUGUCAACGAAAUCAUCCGACAAGCAAUCGACCUCCUCACCGAACUCUUCCAGUCAACAGAGCGAACGACAACCCAGGAGGAGGAGCAAGCAGCCGACAGACUCGUCUCUAAGCUGAUCAAACUCAUCGUCCAUCUACGCACCAACGUGAGCCAUCUCUUGAGGGAGGAGAUCGAGUCCAUCCGGAAAACUCUUGCUGAGGACCUCCAGGGAUUCGAGCCAAACGACGAGUUCCGCGAGAUCCUCGGGCUCGUUGGAGAGUGCAUCGAUGGUUUCUGUACUCGUCAUGAUGAUGAUGAUCGUGCCCCCUCUUACUGGAAUUCACUUACCACUCCUUGUAACCAACUGGCCGAAUUGUUCACCGAGCACAAGGAUCAAUUACUCGUCCCUUUGAAGAAGUUGCAAGUGGUGAUCGUACAGCUGUUCGAUAACUUUGAAGACCGGCUGUAUUCACCCAAGCUGUACGAGAGUUUGGGUGUGGCAGUCAAAGAGUUCCAGGAAGCGAGCAAGAUGAUCGGCCGGCCGAUGGGAGAUAUUCUCCAAGCCUUAGAGAGCAUCCGUUUUCGGAUCCUCGUCGAGGACCCCUCCUGGCCAGAAGUCUGUCAAGCAUUCCAGAGAGUCUCGGCCGAGUUGCUAGGCUUUACUCUCACCAACUCGAAAGAGGUUGCUCGGCAUGUCACCGGAGCAGUGGCCAAGGCGGCAUUCGAUACCCUGGUCGAGUAUUUAGUGCCCCGUUUGCUGUUGUUAAUCAACGAAAUACCUUCACCAAGGAUCGAAUAUGUAUCCCCGACGAUUGACGCGGUUUUCGAUCCGGCCAGUUUCACUUCUACGUCUGGCUUUUUGCCCAGUUCUAUGAUCUCGACAACCGUCCAUCGGUUCGAAAUCAGUCAGCGGGCCUCCAGGCAAGAACCUGGGAGGAUCCAAGGACCCAAUUCGUUAUCCGUCCAGCCGAACACCUACCAAAAGAUCUCGAUCGUCGGAUUGAGAGUGUUGUCGAAGAACGUCGGUUUUUACUUCCACAAGAAAGUCGACCAUGACAAGAGCCUAGUCGCCCAAAAGCUCGACUUUACGAACAUCGAGGACGAGGGUAAGCUCGAUAUCUUCCUUGGUAUGGGCGACCAGGAUGGCUUGUCUCUCGACUUGGAGCUCGACUGGAAUUAUCACCGCCAUCUCGAUCGCUCCUCCGAAGUUUCCAGACGAGCUCGUCAGGCUCCGAGCAUCGAGAAGCCGGAUGGCUUGUUCUUGAUCAAGUCUUGCAAAGUUGACUUGAAGGGCUUUGGAGUUUUCCCUCACGACACCAGUCAUCCCGUGCUCAAUUGGAUCUUGAAGCCAGGAUUAGAACCGUACAUACAUACCAAAAUCACAGAAACCCUACAAGGAUACUUUCUGGAUCAAUUGAUUAGGCUGAACAAGUUGUUGGGUAAAAUGCGGAUCCGAUGGGAAGAAGUGGCAGACUCGGGUCCAGGUACGACAUGGGAGAAGCUCUGGGAAGUGAUCCAGGUGAUGGUUUCUAGCUCGAACGAGGCCGAGGAAGAAGAUCAGCCGGAGAGUACGUCGAAGAUCAAUGGGAGCGGUUUUGAGCUCGAAGCUGAGGACGGCUCGUAUACUAUCCGGAUUGGGAUCGGCCAGAAGAUGCUCCCUGGGAAAGGCCUCGGCGGCCCCGGAAGAUUUAAGGAACGGCUUGCGACCAUCGCUGAUGACGCUGGCGCGGCUAUCGACCGUCAGGUGACUGAGAUAGCUGACGGGAUCGCACAGGCCACACUCGAUGGCGAGCGUCCAGGAUGGCAAUCGGAUGUCUUUGAUCUCUAAAGACAAUCGGGUCGGCCACCAAAAGCUACCAUCACAGCAAGCGCCAACCGGC
Puccinia graminis f. sp. tritici CRL 75-36-700-3 is the source of this 2279-nucleotide messenger RNA. RefSeq lists its product as uncharacterized. The record is from RefSeq and is a predicted model, not a curated record. The transcript is spliced from 5 exons. Lineage: Eukaryota; Fungi; Basidiomycota; Pucciniomycetes; Pucciniales; Pucciniaceae. Bases 35 to 2227 code for a protein of 730 amino acids.